Messenger RNA from Aureobasidium uvarum, 519 nucleotides. The record is from the annotation of a GenBank genome assembly. Lineage: Eukaryota; Fungi; Ascomycota; Dothideomycetes; Dothideales; Saccotheciaceae.
AUGUCGCUCCGCGCCGCGCCCUCGACGGGCUUCCUCCAGUCUUUCUUCGCCGUCGCCUCAGCAUCUCUCCGUCCCGCCGGUCCUUCAAGGAGCUUCCUCCCCCUCGGCGCUCGGUUAUGGCCCGCCCCUCUACUUCCCUCGAUCGUUGUUCCAAUUCCUAGCCUGGUCUCGGAUAUCUGGGAGUCAAUCCUCAAGGCUGUACCAAAGAAGAAGACGUCACACAUGAAGAAGCGUCACCGACAAAUGGCUGGCAAGGGUCUCAAGGAUGUCACUUCGCUCAACAAGUGCUCUGGCUGUGGAAGAGUCAAGCGCGCACAUUACCUGUGCCCUCACUGUGUCAUGAGCAUUAAGAAGUGGUUCAGCAACGACUUCGGUCCCAAGAGAGAAAAGCCCGAGUGGACUGAGUGGGAGAAGCAGGAGUACAAGAAGAAGUUGGACCGAAGAGGUUACAAAUAUGACGAGAGCGAGUUCGAGAAGCCCACGGCUGAGUCGUCGGCCGACAUUGUCGAAAAGAAGUAG